CUCAUCACCGCGUCCUGACACCCUGCUUUCCUCAUCCCUAUCUCUUCCAAUAUAACCACGCUCACAUAAAGUUCUAUACCGAACCAACCGUUCUCGUUUCACACAUCUAAACAAGCGGAAAACCAGCUUAACCGAAAAUGCCUCCCAAAGCCGCUGAGAAGAAGCCUAGCACUGGUGGCAAGGCCCCUGCUGGCAAGGCUCCCGCUGAGAAGAAGGAAGCCGGGAAGAAGACUGCAACUGCCACUGGCGAGAAGAAGAAGCGAGGCAAGACGAGGAAGGAGACUUAUUCUUCCUACAUCUACAAGGUCCUCAAGCAAGUCCACCCUGACACUGGUAUCUCUACUCGUGCUAUGUCGAUCCUCAACUCCUUCGUUAAUGAUAUCUUUGAACGUGUCGCAACCGAGGCCUCUAAGCUUGCUGCCUAUAACAAGAAAUCAACUAUCUCAUCGCGAGAGAUCCAGACUUCUGUGCGGCUUAUCCUCCCUGGAGAACUCGCAAAGCACGCUGUAUCGGAAGGCACCAAGGCCGUUACAAAGUAUUCGUCCUCUGCCAAAUAAGUCACGUUUUUGCUUUUUUUUUUAUAAGGAUUGUUUAUUUUUGUUGCCUCAUCGGUAAUGACUGAGGUGUGGGUUACUGGGUGUUCUCGGGAUUCUAAUGUGUCAUGGGAUGGCUUCGUUUUCUGCUUUUUUCCCUCCAUAUUUUCUUUGGGCAGAGGUCUUUACGGUUGCGAUUCGGGUUACGCGAUGUAACAUAGCUUGAACCUGGGGUUUAUUAAAUUCCACCUCGAAAUACCAAGAUACUUCCAGCAG
Monascus purpureus is the source of this 809-nucleotide messenger RNA. NCBI's taxonomy places the organism in Eukaryota, Fungi, Ascomycota, Eurotiomycetes, Eurotiales, Aspergillaceae. The record is from the annotation of a GenBank genome assembly.